UGUGGAAACAAAUUUUCCUCUUCCUUAUGCAACGCCGAUUUAAAAGUAAAUGGUGGACGGAUAGAAAUAUUAAAGAAAUAUCGACUUCGUUGCCUAAAGUGCAAUGAAAAUGCUACGUUUGAUCAAGAAGAAUCGUUAAAUAAAUUUCUGGAACAAAGGUUUAAGCAGAAACUAAUUUAUAAGGUUUAUAAGAAGAAAUUUGAGGAGUAUGAUGAAUACGAGAAAGAUAGUGCGAGAGAAUUAAAGGGCCAUCGACAAGAACUCUGCGAAAAAUGUCGAUUACAUGGCAAACAUUGCGGCGAAUUAUAG
Molecule: messenger RNA, 309 nt
Organism: Acaulospora colombiana
Lineage: Eukaryota; Fungi; Glomeromycota; Glomeromycetes; Diversisporales; Acaulosporaceae
Source: the annotation of a GenBank genome assembly